AUGUUAUACCCUGAAGACGAUUUAAUCACAUAUGACGCAUUGAACUCAGCAUCCGAUUCAUCGGAAGACGAGUCGAGCUACGGGGAACCAGAAUUUCUACUGGAUCAAUGCGAUGAGGCCGAUUCUGCUCCGUACCUCGUGGACGAACUUUUCGUGCGUGAUCAGUCGGUGAAUAGUGAAGAGACGAACAACGCAAACGAACCACGUGCUUCCGGCUCAAAACCAAGAUCAGUGUCCAAGAGAAAGUUACAGAAUGGGUUGUCUGCAUUGAACGAGCCGUCAGGAAGCAAGAGGCAAAAGGACAAGCCUUUAACGUUUAAAGGCGAAGUGAUAAUUAAAAACUUUAAGAACCAAAAAGGCGCAGAUCCAUGUGGUGUCUUGGAUGUUCAAGCAGAUGAUUCAGAUGGCGUGUUGCGUAAAAUCUGGGAUUAUUGCGCUCCAUUUGUACACCGUGGAGUUGUGUUCAAUGACACCAUUCAUGACACAAUAGCAGCAGAGAGCGAUUCUUCGAUUGCAUUGGUUGCGUGGGAGGAAGACAUGCCGUCUUACGAAUCGUGCUGGAACUUCAUGCAGGUCCACGAUAAAAUGAGCAAGCGGUACUUUUGUCCCUCGAAGAUUGAGGCGAAGUCACUGCUAAGCUGGGAGGAUAAAGAUGUGUGUGUUAUCCUUAAGUACAGUGCUUCGGUUACUAGUAAGAAACGAUGGACUCUGCUGAAAGAAAAGCUGUUGAGCCCAAUUCUAAAGGAUCGUGCGGGUGCUGAAGCGAUUUCAUCGGUCAACGCUGUGAAAUCUGAGCUGAAGGAACGGCAUGGCAGGUACCUCUGUGCCGAUGAUAUCGUCUGGUUGUGCUGGGCCAACUACAUCUGUACCAUGCCUUCAGAAAAUCGAGCAGCUUUGAUCGACAACUCCCCACCAACACACAUGGUGGAACUAUUUUCUACGGUGCCAGUUCACAGCGAAACUCUGCUAGAAAAAGGUCGGCUCGAUCUUCAGGUGGCCUCAACUGUAAUUGCUUCUUACAGAACCAACAUCGAACAGAUGGAAUCCGAUCAUCAGCAGCUGCUGAACCUUGCCAGCCUGCAGGGUCAAAGAUUAGCCCACAUGCGGGAGAAGCUGACUGAACACGAAGCGAUGAUCAACGCGAUGAAAAGGACCGUGUCUGCACGGGAAACCAGUUUUUCUGAAGAGCUAGCUCGUGGCGUAACCGACAGCAAUGAUGAUCAACAUGCAUAA
Molecule: messenger RNA, 1233 nt
Organism: Culex quinquefasciatus (southern house mosquito)
Lineage: Eukaryota; Metazoa; Arthropoda; Insecta; Diptera; Culicidae
Source: RefSeq, a predicted model, not a curated record